AUGUUCGGUCGUCAACAACGAAACUUCCCCAAGCGAAGCGGCUCCGGCUACUCCUCCUGGCCCGAGAGCGACAGCGAGGACGACAUGAUCAGGCCCUGCGCCACCAACUCAGAGAAGCCCGAGGCCCACGUCACCAUGACCGAGUACGCCCCGGCCACCGCCCCGGCUGCUGUGGAGAACGCCGCACACCCGAGACCCUCCCUCACCGGCCGCCGCUCCUCCGCCGACGGCGCCGACCUCGAGGAGAUGUGGGAGUGCAUGCUCGAGCUGCAGCAAAAGUACCACUGCUACAACUCGACCCGCAUGGAGAUUGCCGCCGACAGCGAUGAUGCCAUGGAGAUGAUGCCUACCCGUGCCUGCAUGGACAUGCUCAACGACUCCAUCGAGUCCCUUCCCGAGGAGGGCUGGAAGAAGCUCAGCAAGUACCUCGUCCCGGAGUGUGACGCGUGUCAGAAGCCGCAGAAGUGGAAGUUCUGGAAGCAUGCCUAG
Molecule: messenger RNA, 489 nt
Organism: Colletotrichum gloeosporioides
Lineage: Eukaryota; Fungi; Ascomycota; Sordariomycetes; Glomerellales; Glomerellaceae
Exons: 2
Coding region: 1-489 (162 amino acids)
Source: RefSeq, a predicted model, not a curated record